This is a messenger RNA of Penicillium canariense, 1608 nucleotides long. RefSeq names its product GMP synthase (glutamine-hydrolyzing) (gene gua1). Gene Ontology annotation, cellular component: cytosol. The record is from RefSeq and is a predicted model, not a curated record. Gene Ontology annotation, biological process: GMP biosynthetic process. Bases 1 to 1608 code for a protein of 535 amino acids. Lineage: Eukaryota; Fungi; Ascomycota; Eurotiomycetes; Eurotiales; Aspergillaceae. The transcript has 5 exons. Gene Ontology annotation, molecular function: ATP binding; GMP synthase activity; GMP synthase (glutamine-hydrolyzing) activity.
AUGCCUUCCACCGAGGCGAUCCCCCACAACAGCUUCGACACCAUUCUGGUGCUCGACAAUGGCUCGCAGUACACCCACUUGAUCACCCGCCGUCUCCGCGAGAUCAAUGUCUACUCUGAGAUGCUUCCCUGCACCCAGAAGCUGGCCGAUCUGACCUGGAAGCCCAAGGGUAUCAUCCUGUCCGGUGGCCCCUACUCUGUGUAUGAGAAGGACGCACCCCACAUCGACCCCGCCUUCUUCGAGCUCGGCGUCCCCAUCCUCGGUAUCUGCUACGGUCUGCAGGAGAUCGCCCACCGCCUGCACGAGGACAACGUCGUUGCUGGCACGGCUCGGGAGUACGGCCACGCCGAUUUGAAGGCUACCCGCUUCGGUGGCCACGUCGACAAGCUGUUCGAGGGUCUCGAGGAUGCCAUGACCGUGUGGAUGUCCCACGGUGACAAGCUUUGCAAUCUGCCCGAGGGCUUCCACACCAUCGGUACCACCCAGAACUCUGAGUUCGCUGCCAUUGCCCACCAGACUGAGCCUGUCUAUGGCAUUCAGUUCCACCCUGAAGUUACUCACACUCCCCAGGGUGGCAGGCUUCUGCAGAACUUCGCCGUCGGCAUCUGCGGCGCUUCUCAGAACUGGACCAUGUCUGAGUUCAUCGGUCAGGAGAUCAAGCGCAUCCGCGACCUUGUCGGCCCCGUGGGCCAGGUUCUGGGUGCCGUCAGUGGUGGUGUUGACUCCACCGUUGCUGCCAAGUUGAUGACCGAAGCCAUUGGUGACCGUUUCCAUGCUGUUCUGGUCGACAACGGCUGCAUGCGCCUGGACGAGUGCAAGGUGGUUAAGAAGGUUCUCCAGGACCAGCUGGGCAUUAACCUCACUGUUGUCGAUGCUAGCGAGGAGUUCCUGGCUGGCCUGAAGGGCGUUCAUGAUCCCGAGAAGAAGCGCAAGUUCAUUGGUGGCAAGUUCAUCGAUGUGUUCGAGGAGGAGGCCCGUAAGAUUGAGGCUUCGAGCAACGGCAAGGUGGAGUGGUUCUUGCAGGGCACUCUCUACCCUGAUGUCAUUGAAAGUAUCUCAUUCAAGGGUCCGUCCCAGACUAUUAAGACCCACCACAACGUCGGUGGCAUCGCCGAGCGCCUCAUGGCCGGCCACGGCCUGAAGCUCAUCGAGCCUCUGCGCGAGCUGUUCAAGGACGAGGUUCGCGAGCUGGGCCGCCAGCUGAACAUUUCGCCCGAGCUUGUUGGCCGUCAUCCCUUCCCUGGCCCCGGUCUCGCUAUCCGUGUCCUCGGCGAGGUCACCAAGGAGAAGGUCGAGAUGGCCCGCAAGGCCGACCACAUCUUCAUUGGCAUGAUCCGCGAAGCCGGCCUGUACGACGAUAUCGGCCAAGCCUACGCCGCCCUGGACCCGUCGCGGGCCGUCGGAGUUAUGGGCGACAAGCGUGUCUACGCUAACAUCAUUCUGCUCCGCGCCAUCUCCACCCGCGACUUCAUGACCGCCACCCCGUACCCCUUCAGCUACGAGUUCCUGAGCAAGGUAUCGACCCGCAUCGUCAACGAGGUGGAUGGCGUGUGCCGUGUGGCCUACGACUACACCAGCAAGCCCCCUGGUACUAUUGAGAUGGAGUAA